AUGUCGCAAGAUCAUGCUCAACUUGAUAGCAAAGUCAUCUGCCACCAUAUAUAUCCCAUGGUACAAGCGAAUGCUACUAUUUGCAUAAAGGUAUUGCAAGGUUCCGUCGAGUCAGCAUACGGGUACAAGGUUUCUUACAAGAAGGUUUGGCAUGCAAAGCAGAAGGCAAUUGCCAAAAUUUAUGGUGAUCGGGAGGAGUCAUACGACCAGCUCGAAGAUAUUUCAACGCACUGUACAAUUGUUGACCUCCAAACGCGUCCGAACUAUGUUGGCAACACGUUGGACCGGCACAGUGUCAUAUUUCAUCAGGUUUUUUGGUCAUUUCCGUCCUGUGUUGAAGCCUUCAAGCACUGCGUGCCCCUUGUAUCAGUGGUCGGAAUACACUUGUAUGGCAAAUACGCAAGGACCUUGUUGAUGGGUAUAGCGCAGGAUGGGAAUAACAACAUCCUACCCAUUGCUUUUGCAAUUGUCAAAAGGGAGAAUACUGAUUCGUGGUUCUUUUUCCUAUCGAAUCUAAAGAGACAUGUAACGACUCAACCAAGGAUACUACUUAUCUCUGAUCGGCAUGCAGCAAUAAAGGCUGCUUUAGAGCGGGCUGGGUGUGGAUGGAAACACAAUGUGUACUAUGUGAGACAUAUUGCCUCUAACUUUGCAACAAGUUUCAAGAGCAAGGAAGCAAAAAGGCACCUAGUCAACGCGGCGUAUUCUAAGACACAAGAGCUGGCACAGUACUACAUUGAGUUAAUUAGCAGCGAGGAUACGGUCACAUCUCCAUGA
Messenger RNA from Arachis duranensis, 777 nucleotides. RefSeq lists its product as uncharacterized. Bases 1 to 777 code for a protein of 258 amino acids. Lineage: Eukaryota; Viridiplantae; Streptophyta; Magnoliopsida; Fabales; Fabaceae. The record is from RefSeq and is a predicted model, not a curated record. The transcript is spliced from 2 exons.